This is a messenger RNA of Pocillopora verrucosa, 1065 nucleotides long. Its product is annotated as lithostathine-like. Gene Ontology annotation, molecular function: signaling receptor activity. The record is from RefSeq and is a predicted model, not a curated record. Lineage: Eukaryota; Metazoa; Cnidaria; Anthozoa; Scleractinia; Pocilloporidae.
UUUGAUACCAGUGAUCGAGUAAAAGGUGCCCUCACAACACUGACAAAAAACUUAGAGAUGAAAGUCCUCGCAGUUCUACUGUUUCUCUCCGUAACUCUUUGUUUCACAACAAGCGCAUCAGCUUUGCCAAGGAGUUCCAAACGAGAUCCUCGUGGGAUACUUGAAAACAUCGAAAAUGCGUUUGGCAACCCGUGCCCCAAUGGUUGGACACGCUUUAACAACUACUGUUAUCUGGUGAGCACCACCUCUACUUAUUCUUGGUCCCAAGCUCAAGCGCAUUGUCGCUCGCUAAGUGCAGAUCUGGUUAAGAUAAACAGUGCUGAAGAAAACGAGUUUGUCUUGAGUCUCGUCAGGAAAUUGGCUCCGUCUCUGAAGCAAAUCUGGAUCGGAUUGAAGUGGAAUACAAACGGAUUUUACUGGAUUGAUCUUUCAGUUCCGGUUUACAAGAGUUGGGCCCCUCAGCAUCCGAAUGGCAACGCAAACGAACCAUGCGUUCAAAUGUGGAUUAAUAAUGGACAACAUCUGCCCAAGUACGCAUCAGGCUACUGGAAUGAUAUAGAUUGUCAUUACCGGUCAGAUUUCCCAAACGGAAUUGUCUGCAAGAAACUGCCUUAAAUGACAAUUUAUCCCAUUAACAAAGUCUUAAGACUGUGUGACUGAUUGAUUGAGUAUAAGUGAUUGGGUGACCGAGUGACUGACUGACUUACUGACUGGCUGACUGGCUGACUGGCUGACUGGCUGACUGGCUGACUGGCUGACUGGCUGACUGGCUGACUGGCUGACUGGCUGACUGGCUGACUGGCUGACUGGCUGACUGGCUGACUGGCUGACUUACUUACUGGCUGCCUGACUGAUUUACUUACUGACUGACUUAUCAUGACUAGUUGACUUCAGUACUAGAAUGAUCUAAUGACGCCAAGACUGUAUUACCUAUCGACACUGAAGCACUGAGUGACGAGCGCAACUGACUCACUAACUGCAUGACUGCCUGAUUGAAAAAAGUUCUUAUUAACAAUUUGAGUAUUUAGUAGUCUUACGCCUUUCAAGUGGAAAAUAAAUGACAGC